Molecule: messenger RNA, 1869 nt
Organism: Abrus precatorius (Indian licorice)
Lineage: Eukaryota; Viridiplantae; Streptophyta; Magnoliopsida; Fabales; Fabaceae
Product: dynamin-related protein 1C-like
Exons: 16
Coding region: 1-1842 (613 amino acids)
Cellular component (GO): membrane; microtubule; cytoplasm
Molecular function (GO): GTP binding; microtubule binding; GTPase activity
Source: RefSeq, a predicted model, not a curated record
AUGGCGACCAUGACGAGCUUGAUCGGACUUAUAAACAAGAUCCAACGUGCAUGCACGGUGUUGGGGGACCACGGCGGCGAGGGAUUCUCUCUCUGGGAGGCUCUUCCCUCCGUCGCCGUCGUUGGAGGACAGAGUUCAGGGAAAUCAUCAGUGUUGGAAAGUGUGGUGGGAAGGGAUUUUCUGCCACGUGGAUCUGGUAUUGUCACACGGAGGCCACUUGUGCUGCAACUUCACAAGACAGAUGAUGGGCAGCAGGAAUAUGCUGAGUUUCUUCAUGCACCGAGAAAGAGAUUCUCCGACUUUGCUUCUGUGAGACAGGAAAUUUCAGAUGAAACAGAUCGGAUAACUGGGAAGACAAAGCAAAUUUCAAAUGUUCCAAUUCAUCUCAGCAUAUAUUCUCCACAUGUUGUGAACUUAACCCUCAUAGACCUUCCUGGGUUAACAAAGGUUGCUGUAGGUAAAAAACCAGAAACUAUUGUUCAAGAUAUUGAGAAUAUGGUCCGUUCUUAUGUUGAAAAGCCCAACUGCAUUAUAUUGGCCAUCUCUCCUGCAAAUCAAGAUAUUGCCACCUCAGAUGCAAUAAAAAUUGCAAAAGAAGUUGAUCCAUCAGGGGAAAGAACAUUCGGAGUGUUGACAAAACUUGAUCUUAUGGAUAAAGGAACUAAUGCUGUUGAUGUUCUUGAAGGAAGACAAUACAGGCUACAGCAUCCUUGGGUUGGAAUUGUUAAUCGUUCACAAGCAGAUAUUAAUAAAAAUGUUGACAUGAUUAUUGCUCGUAAAAAGGAGCGUGAAUACUUUGAGACUAGCCCUGAAUAUGGACAUUUGGCACAUAAAAUGGGUGCAGAAUAUCUUGCCAAGCUUCUAUCUCAGCAUUUGGAGCUUGUUAUUAGGCAACGAAUACCCAGUAUCAUUGCCUUAAUAAAUAAAGCCAUUGAUGAGCUUAAUGCAGAGUUGGAUCGAAUUGGCAGGCCUAUAGCUGUGGAUUCAGGGGCCAAACUAUACACCAUUUUACAGAUGUGUCGAGCAUUUGACAAAGUGUUUAAAGAACACCUGGAUGGAGGACGUCCUGGUGGGGACCGGAUAUAUGGCGUUUUUGACCACCAAUUACCAGCUGCUUUGAAAAAACUCCCCUUCGAUCGUCAUCUUUCCUUAAAGAAUGUUGAACGAGUUGUUACAGAAGCAGAUGGUUAUCAGCCUCAUCUAAUUGCUCCAGAGCAAGGCUACAGAAGACUUAUUGAAGGAUCUAUUAGCCAUUUCAAAGGCCCAGCUGAGGCCUCUGUGGAUGCUGUCCACCUCAUUUUAAAAGAACUUGUACGGAAGUCAAUUGCAGCAACUGUGGAAUUGAAGAGGUUUCCAACACUUCAAUCUGAUAUAGCAGCUGCUGCAAAUGAUUCUUUGGAAAGAUUUCGAGAAGAAAGUAGGAGGACAGUUACACGGCUGGUUGAUAUGGAAUGUGGCUAUCUAACAGUAGAAUUUUUUAGGAAGAUUCACCUUGAACCAGAAAAGAACCCAAGUCGUAAUAGUUCUACUCCUACUCCCAAUCUGGACAACACAGAUAAUCACCUCCGUAAAAUUGGAUCAAAUGUCAAUGCCUAUAUCAACAUGGUUUGUGAUACACUAAAAAAUUCUAUACCAAAAGCCGUGGUUCAUUGUCAAGUUAGAGAGGCAAAGAGAUCAUUGCUUAACCAAUUUUAUGUUCAAGUUGGCAAAAGAGAGAAGGAUCAAUUGGGGGCCUUGUUGGAUGAAGACCCUUCACUUAUGGAAAAGAGAACACAAAUUGCUAAAAGACUUGAAUUGUACCAGCAAGCUAGGGAUGAUAUUGACAAUGUGGCUUGGAAAUAAUGAAAUAUCCCAUUCGUUACAACGGAU